Messenger RNA from Insectozyma verbasci, 1512 nucleotides. Lineage: Eukaryota; Fungi; Ascomycota; Pichiomycetes; Serinales; Debaryomycetaceae. The record is from the annotation of a GenBank genome assembly.
AUGUCAAUUGAUCCAAGAGAUGAAACUAUUAAUUCAGAUGAUUUAUUGAGUGAAGAUUCUUCAGAUGAGAUGAAAGAUUUAUUAAAAGAAUAUCAAUUGAAAUUGGAACAAUUGAAGAAGAAGAAAAGAGAGAAAAAGGAAAGAGAAGCUAAUGAAUUGAAGUUACCCCAGGUAUCACGAAGUCCAGAAAAGAAGAAAGUUGAAGUGGAAGCGGAAAGGAGGAUUGUUGCACCAAUUGAAGAUAAACCCAAGGCAGAGGAGAAACCAAAGUCAAAUUUUUUAAACAAGUUGCUACAGUCAAGUAUACAAAAAGAACCUGCUAAAAACAUUAAUUAUAAUGAUCGUAAAUUUGAAUUUGAAUUAACAGAUUACAAGUUUCAACCUAAAGAAGUGAAUGAAGUUGAACCAUUAUUUGGUGAGUAUUUAAGGAAACGUUAUAUACCCAAAGAACAAGUAAAUCAAAUACUAUCUGAAACUGAUCCAAAUUUAAAAAUAUUAAAAGUUGAAAAAUUAUUAGCUAAAACAAACUCAACAAAUCAAUAUAAAGAGCCAAUGUAUACUAAUUGGUGUUUAAUCGGAUUCAUCACAUUUAAAUCUGAUAUUAAAAUAAGUCAAAAAAAUAAUUCAAAAUAUCUAAAAUUUAAAAUUGGUAGUUUUAGUCACUAUGUUGAUUUAAUCAUGUUUGAUGGUUUAAUUGAUAAAUAUCAUAAACUACAACCUGGAGAUUUGGUAAUUGUUUUAAACCCAAACAUAAGAAAGUAUGAAUAUAAACAAGAUGGCCAAGCUAAAUUUGGAUUCAAUUUGGCUAUUGAUGGAGAUAGUAUACUUGAAAUUGGAGCAAUUAGAGACUUUGGAUAUUGUAAAAGUAUAUAUCCUAAACAAUGUUGUAAUGUGAUAAAUAUUUCUAAUCAAGAAUUAUGUGAUAUUCAUUUAGAUUCAAAAUUUAAGAAAAGUUCAAGAAUGGAAUUAAAUUCUGUACAAAUGAGAUCUCCAAAAAAGAGAAACAACAAUAGCAAUACUAAUUUUGCACACGAGAAGGAGAUAAAUGAAGAUUCAAAGUUUUAUGGUGGUGCUACAGAUAAACUAAAUCCAAGAUUAUAUCAAAAACUGAUAUCCACUACACAACUGAAACGAAGGAGGUUAUUAGAUGAAAGAGCGAAUAAAUCAUUAGAAGAUAAGCUAUUUAGGUUGGAGAAAACCACUAAUCCACUUGUUAGCACGUUAAAUUUGAGCUCAACUGAAAAACCAAAAAAGCCAAUUUCAAAACAACAACAACAAGAACAUGAAAUAAAUAAACAUAAGGAUUUAUUGAAAGAUCUAAAAGGUUUUACAUCUCAAUAUAAUAAAAAUAGGUUUUUAGAUCAAUCAGAAGAUAGUAAAUUACUGAGAAUAGAAAAAUGGAAACUAAAUGUCAAAAGAUUGGAAAAGAUUAAAAAGAGAUCAAAUGAAUUUUUUAAUGAAGUAAAUGAUAAUGAUGAUGAUGAUGAUGAUGGCUUGCUAAUAUUAAAGUAA